Molecule: messenger RNA, 423 nt
Organism: Hyaloscypha bicolor E
Lineage: Eukaryota; Fungi; Ascomycota; Leotiomycetes; Helotiales; Hyaloscyphaceae
Exons: 2
Coding region: 1-423 (140 amino acids)
Source: RefSeq, a predicted model, not a curated record
AUGAAGUUCUCUCUUGUUUCCAUCCCACUUGCCAUGUUGGCUUCAAUUGCCGUAGCCCAAUAUCCUCCUCAAGGCUACCAGCAGCCCCAGCAACCCCAGCAGUACUCGGGCUACCAGCCCCAGCAAUAUGGAGGUUACGGACCACCACCUCAACAGUGUAUCGGAGGGGUUCAACCAGGCCAAUUCCCAAACAUCCCAGACUAUGAGGUCGCUGACUGGUUCGGUUGCGCCCACGACUGGGUGAAAUCGAUGAACGAUGGAGCCUCUGGCUCUGCACCCGCUUGCAGUUUCUACAGCUGCCUUCAAGACAAGGCGGCCAAGUACCAACGAGGAGGUACAAUGGCUGCUGCUGGUAGACUCUUGACUCCCAUCUGCACCCUUGGCGGCAUUGGCGCUGGUCUGAUUCCGGGACUCCACCUUUAA